Messenger RNA from Cynara cardunculus var. scolymus (artichoke), 2874 nucleotides. RefSeq names its product phospholipase SGR2-like. Bases 1 to 2874 code for a protein of 957 amino acids. NCBI's taxonomy places the organism in Eukaryota, Viridiplantae, Streptophyta, Magnoliopsida, Asterales, Asteraceae. The record is from RefSeq and is a predicted model, not a curated record. Gene Ontology annotation, molecular function: metal ion binding; glycerophospholipase activity. Gene Ontology annotation, cellular component: cytoplasm. The transcript is spliced from 22 exons.
AUGGCGGAAAACGAUACGAAAUACGAAGAGGAGAAAACUUCUGCUAAUACGUUACGGAAUACACCGUCGAAUAUAAGGAGGCUGGCGGAUGAGAUACAGCAGUGUGAGGGGCGACAGAAGUAUCUUGCGCGGACCAGAAGCCCAUCGGACGGAGGCGAUAUUAGGUGGUUCUUCCGUAAGGUUCCAAUGGAGAAAAAUGAGGUAGCUGCUGUUGUCCCACGUGCAGAAAUAGUAGAGAAGAGUGAUUAUUUUCGAUUUGGUAUGAGAGAUUCUCUUGCAAUAGAGGCAUCAUUCUUGCAGCAAGAAGAGGAAUUGCUCUCAAUUUGGUGGAAAGAAUACGCAGAAUGUAGUGAAGGUCCAAAAGGGUCACCUGCUUCAACGAAGUCAGAUCCGCUGCUAAAACCAUUCCCCUUAGAAACUAAUCAAUCAGGCAAAGCAUACUCAGAUGAGGAAGAGAGAGUUGGUGUCCCUGUGAAAGGAGGCUUGUAUGAGGUAGACUUGGUAAGGAGGCAUUGUUUCCCUGUUUAUUGGGAUGGAGAUAAUCGCCGUGUCUUAAGAGGCCACUGGUUUGCUCGUAAAGGUGGUAUUGAUUGGCUUCCACUCCGUGAGGAUGUUUCUGAACAGUUGGAGUUUGCUUAUUGUGGCAGGGUUUGGCGUCGUAGGACAUUUCAACCAUCUGGUCUAUUUGCAGCCCGAGUUGACAUGCAAGGGUCUAGUCCGGGGCUGCAUGCUCUUUUUACUGGAGAGGAUGAUACAUGGGAGGCUUGGCUAAGUGUUGAUGCAUCUGGGUUCUCUAGCAUUGUUAAGUUUGGGGGGACAGGCAUUAAGUUAAGGCGUGGUUAUGCUCCAGCUCAUUCACCAAAACCAACACAGGAUGAGUUACGUCAACAGAAGGAGGAAGAUAUAGAUGAUUACUGUUCAGAGGUUCCAGUUCGGCAUCUAGUGUUCAUGGUUCAUGGUAUUGGUCAAAGAUUGGAGAAAGCUAAUUUAGUUGAUGACGUUGGCACUUUCCGUCAUAUUACUGCUAGCCUUGCUGAACAACAUCUAACAUCCUACCAGCAUAGAACACAAAGAGUUCUUUUCAUUCCAUGUCAGUGGAGGAAAAAUUUAAAGCUUAGCGGCGAAUCUGCUGUAGAAAAAUGUACAUUACCUGGUGUACGUGGAUUGCGGGUAAUGUUGAGUGCAACUGUUCACGAUGUCUUAUACUACAUGAGCCCAAUCUACUGCCAGGAUAUAAUUGAUUCGGUUUCCAAUCAAUUAAAUAAGUUGUAUUUAAAGUUCCUUAAGAGGAAUCCUGGUUAUGAUGGAAAGGUUUCUUUAUAUGGUCAUUCUUUGGGAAGUGUUCUCUCUUAUGACAUUCUUUGUCAUCAAGAGACUUUGACCUCCCCAUUUCCAAUGGAAUGGAUGUACAAGGAUCAGAUUAACUAUGAAACUUCUACACCAAAUGACAUGAUGUCCUCUUCUCUGUGCAACGUCUCUUCCAAUUCAUUUGGAACGGAUUUCAACGCAAUUGUGGGUAGGGAUAUGGUAGCUUCCGCCCGGAAGAACAUUCCAAGGGUCCAAUCUGAAUCUUCGCUUCCUGGAUUGCGUGCUGCACAGUCCAACUCUAUGCUCACUCCUCUAGUGUCAGCCAUGGAUGAAAAUCCAUCAGCAACUAUGGAUUCUAAGAAACAUGAUAGUUUCAUUUUCGAUCGAGUUGGUAUUAGAUUUGACCAGGGUUCAAGUGAAGUGCUGUCCGAGAAGGACAGCCGUUUGGAUGACUGUACAGGCAUGGAUAGUGAAGUUUUAGCUAAUGGCUCAAAUCAAAUCGAUGAGGAAGUUUGUCAGCAUGAUGAAACUACCACAAUCAAAUCAUUGAGGGAAGAGAAAGUGUGGCUAUUUUGUGCUAAUUUGGAAAAAUUUGGUCAUUUUGUGAUGAUUGAUUUUCUGAAUGCCAGAAUCAAGGAGCUAGAGUCGCAUAAAGCUGAAGGAGAUAAGCAUGAAGUUAGAACAACAAAAAAUGCAAGCGGUUCCAAAGGUUCUUCAUCUUGCAAACAUGACACACUGAAGAGGUACAGGCCUCUAAUAGAAUACACAAAAUUAGAGUUCAAGGUUGAUACUUUCUUUGCGGUCGGGUCUCCUCUUGGGGUGUUUCUUGCUCUUCGCAAUGUCCGUAUGGGAAUUGGGAAAGGAAAAGACUACUGGGAUGAUGAAAAUAUAAAUGAAGAGAUGCCAUCUUGUCGGCAAAUGUUCAAUAUUUUUCAUCCUUUUGAUCCUGUGGCAUAUAGAGUAGAACCACUUGUCUGUAAAGAUCUUCGCAACACACGUCCAGUCAUUAUUCCUUAUCAUAGAGGUGGAAAGAGGCUGCAUAUCGGUUUGCAGGAAUUCGUAGAAGAUGUUGCAUCAAGUUCUCAGGUGGUAAUGGAUCGUAUGAGCUCAGUAAAGGGUAAAGUACUGGCACUAUGCCAAUCGAAGGACGGUGUUGGUAUUGAAGCCUCAGCUGAGACAUCAGAAAAGCCUGCAAUAGUAGAGAGAUCGUAUGGUUCCAUAAUGCUGGAGAAGUUAACAGGGAGUGAAGAUGGGCGAAUCGAUCAUGUCCUUCAAGACAAAACGUUUCAGCAUCAAUACAUAUCUGCUGUCGGAGCACAUACAAAUUACUGGAGAGACAUGGAUACUGCAUUGUUCAUAUUGAAACAUUUAUAUCAAGACAUACCAGAAGAGCCUGAAAUACCAGAUGAACUCAUGGAGAAUGAAACAAACCAACCAACUCAAGAUUUUCAAGGCUGGUAUGAUAAUGAAGAGGCGGUCGAGGAAGACCUCCCUUUAACCUUCUCUAAUUCAAGGUUCGUGAAAAAGUUCUCGAGGAGAGCCAAAAGCUUCAUCGGCCGUGGCUGA